GUUCCUUGCUUCUGUUCCCUGGCGGAGGAAUAGAGUGCCGGACAGGAAACGUCCGGUGACAUUCUCAUGCCUCCACAGAGGACAGGGUUGUCGUGUAGCGGUAACCUGCUCCGUCCUCAGUGAUAGCCGUCCGGGUGGCGAUGGCGGCGGGGCUGGGCUGGCGGCUCCUGUGUGCCCGGGGCGCGGUGCUGGGCAGGAGUUGUGCUGGGAGUGACGGCUGUACUUCCAGUGUCCUGCUGGUUAGAUACAACAGCACCAACACCUGGUGGGAUGAACAUAUCUCUGAACAAAAUAAGGAGUAUCUGAAACAGCUGACUGCACAGGAAUACAAUGAUAUGACAGCAAGUAAACUGUGUCCUCUGAAGGAUGAGCCAUGGCCGGUAAAGCCAUGGGAACCAGGCUCCAACAGAGUUGGUUUAAUAGCAGUUAAACUAGGAAUGAUGCCCCUAUGGACCAAAUCUGGUGAAAGGCAUGCAGUCACAAUGUUACAAGUCCAGGACUGUCAUGUGAUUAAGUUUACACCAAAAGAGGAUGCUAAUGGAAAAAGUGCUAAUCUCACCGUAGGAGGAAAAAAUGUAUCUCCUUUUUAUAAACCAGAAUCUAUAUUGGAAUUUUACAGAGAAGCAGGAGUUCCCCCUAAGCAGAAAAUCAGCAUAUUUAAAGUGUCUGACAAUGCCAUCCUUAAGCCAGGUACUCCCCUUUAUGCUGCACAUUUCAGGCCUGGGCAGUAUGUAGAUGUCACAGCAAAAACGAUUGGUAAAGGAUUUCAAGGAGUCAUGAAGAGAUGGGGUUAUAAAGGCCAGCCAGCAUCACAUGGGCAGACUAAAACACACCGUAGGCCAGGAGCUAUUGCAGCUGGUGAUCCAGCUCGGGUGUUCCCAGGUACAAAAAUGCCUGGUCCAUUGGGAAACUUCUACAGAACUUCUUAUGCACUCAAGGUAUGGAGAGUGAAUACAAAACACAACAUCAUUUACGUCAAUGGUUCUGUCCCUGGGCAUACAAAUUGCUUAGUUAAGGUCACAGAUACAACACUUGCAGUGAAACAAAAAGGCUUUGAAAAACUUCCAUUCCCUACAUAUUUUGCUGAUGGAGAUGAAGAGCUGCCAGAAGAUCUUUACGAUGAGGACGUAUACCAGUUCAAUGAGCCCUCUGUCAACUUCUCUUAGCAUUUCUGACACCUUGAUUCACUUAGGUGUUAUCAGAUCACUGUGCUUCUGUAAUUCGUGAAGGACAAAGGUUUCCAAAGGGUUUCCCUUUUUACUGCUGCCACAUCUGCUUUUGAAAGACAGGGAGACUGUUUCUGGUUUUAUCUUGCGUAACAAUUCAGAUGGGUUCUGGAAUUACAGUCUGUGCACAGUGGAAUUUUUUGGAUCUUGUGGAUACCUUAUGAUUUAGAAGUUGCUUCAUUUACUUCUCUAACAGAAUAUAUAUGGUAAAAUAAAGAUUAUUUGAUACUAGUUGCAA
Hyla sarda is the source of this 1464-nucleotide messenger RNA. RefSeq names its product mitochondrial ribosomal protein L3 (gene MRPL3). Bases 141 to 1166 code for a protein of 341 amino acids. The record is from RefSeq and is a predicted model, not a curated record. Gene Ontology annotation, cellular component: ribosome; mitochondrial large ribosomal subunit. The transcript has 10 exons. Gene Ontology annotation, molecular function: structural constituent of ribosome. NCBI's taxonomy places the organism in Eukaryota, Metazoa, Chordata, Amphibia, Anura, Hylidae. Gene Ontology annotation, biological process: translation.